This is a messenger RNA of Halichondria panicea, 4026 nucleotides long. RefSeq names its product inhibitor of Bruton tyrosine kinase-like. Bases 148 to 3933 code for a protein of 1261 amino acids. The transcript has 27 exons. Gene Ontology annotation, molecular function: protein binding. The record is from RefSeq and is a predicted model, not a curated record. NCBI's taxonomy places the organism in Eukaryota, Metazoa, Porifera, Demospongiae, Suberitida, Halichondriidae.
GCCGCUAGAAAUAUUGAGGGGUGUGGUGUGAAUGAGUUUUAAAUGAGUAUUUUCUCAGGUACUUGUGUCUCCCUAUACACCGUCCCUUCCACUGCAACUGAUGACUACUGUGUACUACUGUAGAUGAUGGAGUGAGCUAGUGGUGUCAUGUCGAGGCGCUCUAGACUGAGCAGUGUAUGUGUGGACUGCACACGAGAUUGUUCCUAUGAGGCGCAUGCUUCUCUAGUCCUAGGAGUGGCUUAUCUGGGGAACUUGAAGCUGCUCCAACAUUGCAGCUGCUUAUGUGGCAACUACCUGCACAUUAGAGACAGUCUCGGUCGCACUGCUCUCCAUGUGGCUGCCUCCAAGGGUCAUCUGCAACUAGUGCAAUGGCUACUGGAUAACAAGGUUCAACUACACACCUCUGAUCUGGAGUCACGAUGGACUGCUCUACACAGGAGUGUUUAUUAUGGCCAGCUAGGGACAGCAGCACUACUGGUCAAGGCUGGAGGAGACCUUCGUCAGAGGGACCAUGACAACGCUACACCACUCACCAUUCUCAAUAUGGACAGGGAGACCUUCAGUAGCUCUCUGAGUGUGGGUGGUGUGAGUGGCCACAGUUGGGGCAGUAAUACCAACACUACACUAGGCCAUGACCUCUCAGGCAGUACACCUCAGAGACUGGAGCUACCAGACAACCUCUCACCUGCUCAGGUGGUCCUCUGCAAGUUCCACAGUGUGUUCCUGAGUGAGUGUGGGCGUGUGCUGACAUGUGGUCAUGGUCUAGGUGGACGUCUGGGACAUGGCUCAGAGCAAAGUCUAGUGACUCCGUGUGUUGUGAGGACUGUAGAGGGUGUGGCUGUGGGUGUGGCUGCAGCUAGGAACCAUACUGUCAUCCUAACCAAAAGUGGGUCUGUGUACACGUGUGGUUUGAAUGAUGCUCAUCAGUUAGGCCUCGGAUCCAACCCCUCCACUGCACCAUCAUCAGCACUGCUACCUAAACAUAUCAAGUCACUCAAAGCAAAGGCUGUGAUGUUAGUGGGGGCAGGUCGUUAUCACACAGCGCUAGCUACACACACGGAGGUGUUCACUAUGGGCAAGAACCACGGCCAACUGGGCUAUGAGAGGAACUAUGAUACUCAGAUAUCACCCAGAGCUAUACCAGGUGUGGGCCUGGACUGUGAUGAUGUCAUCACUCAACUAUCAGCUAGUGAUGCUGCUACAGCUGUGCUCACUAGAAGAGGGCGUGUGUUUGUGUGUACAGCAUACACCAUCAAGACAAUACGGUGUGGGUUUCUGGAGAGCAGACCUUGUCGACAGUUCAGUGUGUGUGCUAGUCUGAAUGAUCUUGACCAUAUAAGGAAGGUGGAGACAGAAGCACCAAAAGUGUUGUUAUUGGAUUCAUCACAUGACUUGUGGGUGUGGUUACCUACAGUACGAGGCCACACCCCCAUCCUCCUGCCCGGACUGGCCAGACUCAAAGUGUUGCAGUUCUCACUUGGUCGUCAUCUCUCUAUAGUAUCCAGACAGGGGGAGGUGUUGAGUGGCCUGGCUGCACUCUCUAAGGGACCACUCUCACUUGAGAGAUUGCCUGGACUACACAAUGCCAGAGCUAUCUUCACUGACUUCAAGUCCAACAACUUCACCUUCACACAGGAACUGUACAGAUCUCCACACCAGCCGACAGUAUCCCCUGGCACUCUGGUGGAGGACCUGGUUGAGCUCCUCGACACUCUCUCCCACUCUGUGGCUGACUUGGAGAUCAAGGCUGGAGGGCAGAUAUUUCGUUGCCAUCGCGUCAUUGUUGGCUCUGUUAGUUCCAAGGCAGCUUCCCUGGUAGCCAGUGAUCACCUCCUGUCCCUCUCAUGUCAUCAGACAGUCAUCGUGAAGGCCUUCCUACGCUAUCUGUAUGGUAGUCACCUCCAACUACACCCCCCUACACUAGUCCCACUCGACACCCCUACACUAGCCAGCCCUGCUCUGAGUGAUGAGGCUACUCCUGACACCUCCUUCAAUGAAGACGACCUCACUGAUCUCUACGAUACCUUCACUCAACCUCAUAAGUCAGCAAUGAUGGACGAGCUACAGGCCCCUGUUCGUGUGAGCACGCCCAGGAAGAAGGGGAAACCCCCACUACAGCCAGAGAGGGGUGUGGCAUGUACGCUACAGCUGGUAGACACCAGAGCUGACCUCAAGGCACUACUAACUCUGGCCAGUCAGUUUGGCCUGGAGCACUUACACACAAGUAUUAAGGAACUGCUGAGUGGUGGUAGACUUCUCAACAAGCCUCACCUACUACACUGUCAUAUACCUCGUCUUAGUCCCUCCCCCUUGUACUCUGACCUUGUCCUGGUGAGCGAGGAAGGCUCCACCCACCCGUGUCACCGCUGUGUGUUAGUGGCUCGCUCAGACUACUUUAGGAGUAUGUUGCUCAUGGGUUGGAGUGAGUCUUGUGAUGGAGUGGAGAGUCUACAGUUACCAGUGGAGGAAGAGGUACUCAAAGCUAUCCUGCAGUUCAUAUACUCUGACACUUGCCCAUCAAUAGAGAAUAAUGAUUGUGUGAAGUGGCUGGUGAGGGUGUUGAUAGUGGCAGACCAACUGCUCCUCUUCAGACUGAAGGAUCUCUGUCAACUCUCCCUCUCCUCCUCACUGACCCUGAGGAAUGUUCCUGAGCUACUGGAGAUAGCAGACACCUACUCUGCCUCUCAACUCAAGAGCUCCUGUCUUCAGUUCAUCUGUGUCAAUGCAGCAGCUCUCCUGGAGGCACGACUAUUGGAUGGGUUGGAUCACACUUUACUGGACGCCCUCUCCUCUGCUUAUCAGAGCAUGGCUCCAUGUGUAACCAAGAGAGCUAUCAAGUUAUCAGAGCCACCAUUGGAUAGCCUCCCAGAUAGCUACUUCCUGGAGGACGAUGGGUCAAAGGUCAAUGAAGAACCCAAGGAACAGGGACCAAUCAGUGAGCCUCGGAGCUCAGGAGGUCGUAAGAAGAGACGACGUAAGGGCAGUCAGAGUGAGAACAAGAGAGUGGAGUCCCCACCUCCACACUUGGCCACACCCCCUCCUCCACACCUGACCACACCCCCUCCUUUACACCUGGCCACACCCCCUCCUCAAGCGGCCAGUCAGACAACUCCAAUAGCAUCCAAUCAAAGUGCCAAAACUACCCCACAAUCGUCCAAUCAGAUUAAGGCCAACGGUACUCCACAAUCGUCCAAUCAGAAGGCCAACAAUACUCCACAAUCGUCCAAUCAGAAGUCUAGGAAGUGUGUGUUGAAGGAGCGAGGUGUUCGCACUAGACUAGCCUGGAGGUUCAAUGAGAGUCCAUCAGUUGAGGGGGCGGAAGUGUGGGGAAAGCCCCUCUCAUCAGUGGAGGGGGCGGCAGUGUGGGGGGAACCCCUCUCAUCGAACAGUAGUAAGAGUCUCCGGGAGAUCAUGGCAAGAGAGGAGGAACACACACAACAGGAGGUGACGAAACAGAAGUCUUCAAGUGUGCUCAUAUCUCAAGGGGACAGUCCCCUCCCCCCUCCACAUGCCCACUCCCCCGUCAACCCAUGGAGUUGCAAUAGUUCCCCUCCUCCACGUGUGUCCCUGAGACAACUCAUGGCAGAGGCAGAGACUGCUGCUCAGAGGAGACAGGCCGAGACUGCUGCUCAGAGACAGGCCCAGUGUGUAGUACCACAACAGCAGAUCAGAGGAGGUGAACAGCUACCACCAGUCAAAGUGCAGCAUCAGCAAGUUUCAUUUUCCUCUGUUGUUCACUCUCAAAAGAUGGAACAAGACCAGCAAAGACUGACGGUGAGGAAACCACUCAAAGUGAUACAGAUUGAAGAGAGAGCUAUCUCAGAACUGGAGGAGUUGUAUUCUGCUCGUGACAAUCCUGAUGAGUAUAUAACUGUCACAGCACUCAGCUCUUCUAGACCUCAUGCACACUGGGACAAUGUCAACAGCAGGUAGAUUAGCUUUAUUUAUCAGCGUAUAGCACUCAUCCCAUUUACACCUUUGUGCAAAAUAAUUUUACAAUAAUAAUUGAUUGUUAACAUUCCAUAA